UUGCCAGACAUCUAGAUACAAUAUUGCAAUCUUCUCGCCUCUCAAUGUUUGACACUGAGAGGCUUAUGAAGGAAGAAAAUGGAUUUGAAACUGAGCUAGAUGAAAAGAUCACAGUGCUUGAGAACACUAUGAAUUAUGAACAGCUCAAGCCUGAUGACUUUAAUAAAGUCAUAGAUUAUGUAAAGCCAGAUACUUCUGCAUUGUAUUCUGACAUGGUUGGAAACUCUGAAGAUAUUUGAUCUGAACUGGACUGCAUUUCAGCCUCAGAGGUUGAUUUAAAAGCUGAAGAUAUCCUCAACAUUCUUGGGAGUAAGAAUGUAGAGAAGAAGCAAGAAGGUGACUCCCCAGCUGUUCAAUUCCAUUUCGAUACUAACAUUGAUGGAGUUAUAGGAGCGAUUCUCAAAGUUAAUAAGAAAGAAGAAGAAAAGCCAAAAGUUAUGAAGAAAUCAAGCAUUAGAUAUGCCAACUUCAUUGCUCUAGACAUUUACCCAGUUCAGAUGAGAAUUUAUUCUAAAUUUAAAUUCAAGAAGACUAGGGGAUCUUUCAAAAUGAAGAUACCAAAGACAUUGCUGAAUGUUAUGAGAGACUUGCUCAAGCAAAAUGAAGGGAGUUUCCUCAAAAUAAUUAUCAAAGAAUUCAGCGCAACUCCAGAAUUUGUGGUCUACCAGAGGAAAGCUGAGAUUGCUGACGAGCUCAAGACAAUCAUUUCUGAUGUUUCUCCAGGAAUUAAUUUUGCAUGUGAUGAAAAGGAUGAAGAGGAGAAAGAGCCUGAGCCUGGGAGAACCCUGAAACGCAAGAAAGUUCUAUAAAAAAAUUAAAUUGAGACCAAUUGAAUGGACGUCAAUCUUGA
Molecule: messenger RNA, 850 nt
Organism: Moneuplotes crassus
Lineage: Eukaryota; Ciliophora; Spirotrichea; Euplotida; Euplotidae
Source: the annotation of a GenBank genome assembly